UUUCAUUAUAUAUAGAUUACAUUACAUAAACCCUAACAAAAACAUAUUGAAAAAAAUAAAAUAAAAAAAAUCUGAGGUCGGGGAACGAAAAUGAUGGAAGCACUGGACAUGUCACUUGAUGACAUCAUCAAAAAUAACAAGAAAUCCGUCGCUAAACCAUCACCAUCUGCUGCUAGAGGCGGUGGUAACAGCCGUCCACGUGGCCGUGGUCACGGUCGCGGUUUGGAAUCCGGACCUGGUGGUCCGACCCGACGCAUUGAUAAUCGGCUUCCCGCCCGUUCCAACCCUUACGUUGCUCCUCCUCAGGCUUAUUAUGUGCAAGAACUUGGAGGGAAGACGGCUAAUAAUUCUGAAGCAGGGACAAAGCUUUACAUCUCUAAUUUACACUAUGAAGUAACUAAUGAGGAUAUUAAGGUGCUGUUUUCAGAUGUUGGUGAAUUGAAACGUUACUCAGUUCAUUAUGAUAAAAGCGGAAGAUCAAAGGGAACUGCAGAGGUUGUCUAUAUGCGGCAGACAGAUGCUGUUGCGGCAAUGAAGAGAUAUAACAAUGUACAACUUGAUGGACAACCAAUGGUUCUUGAAUUGGUUGGAGUAAACAUCUUGACCCCUGUUCCCAUUCCUCCAAUGCAAAACAGCAUAGUGGGAAAUAAUCCUACCAACGCUCCUGGAAGCCUUCAAGGUAGAAUUGUUGGAAGAGGGCAAGAGCGUGGUGGUAAUAAUGGGAAUCAUGGUACUGGUAGGGGCCGUCCAGAGAAAAUAUCAGCUAAAGACUUGGAUGCCGAUUUGGAAAGCUUCCAAGGUAAAAGAAUUGUCGGAAGAGGGCAAGAGCGUGGUGGUAAUAAGGGGAAUCAAGGAUCUGGCAAGGGUUGUAGUCGUCCACAAACAGUAUCAGCUAAAGACCUGGAUGCGGAUUUGGAUAGGUAUCGACUUCAAGCAAUGCGUAUAAAGUAGCAAUGACUCUUUUGACCUUUAGCUUCACCACAAUGGAACUACAUUUCUCCAAGGCAUGUUGAAACCAACCAAGAUAUCUUGUAUUAGCUAUGUAGACUACUGACAAAUAUCCAAAAGGCAACAACCAGCCAGCUUAAUUUGUUUUGUGGUUAUCAGUCAUCACAUAUGAUGUUUACUGGUACAAGCUGAUUAACCUGCUAAAGCUUUUUGUUCAA
This is a messenger RNA of Erigeron canadensis, 1166 nucleotides long. Its product is annotated as THO complex subunit 4A-like. Gene Ontology annotation, molecular function: mRNA binding. Gene Ontology annotation, biological process: mRNA export from nucleus. Lineage: Eukaryota; Viridiplantae; Streptophyta; Magnoliopsida; Asterales; Asteraceae. Gene Ontology annotation, cellular component: nucleus. Bases 91 to 951 code for a protein of 286 amino acids. The transcript is spliced from 6 exons. The record is from RefSeq and is a predicted model, not a curated record.